GACGGGAAACUCCUCCGCGAGUCAAGACGUAAAGCUGAAACGUCAUCAUGUGGGUUUGCUUUGUGAGAACAGCUCGCAGAUGAGCGAGGCCCGAAACGAGUGCGGAUCGUUUGCAAGAAUGGAUACGUGAAAGAAAGGGAGGAACAUCACGUUUUUAACCACUACAUCAGAACGAGUUGCUAUUUUUUCUGAAACGCGAUGGCUGCUCGGACACAAUGGGAUAAUACGUGGAGCCUGGUUUUCACCCUUUUUUGUCUCUGUGAUUGGUCCGUGGCUCAGAUCUCGUAUACAAUUUCUGAGGAGGUGGACAAAGGCACAGCGGUUGGAAACGUUGCGAAGGAUUUAAACCUCAGUGUGCAGCAGCUGCAGUCCACGAAUCUCCAAAUGACACAAGGGUAUAGAAAACGGUAUUUUGACAUAAAUCGGGAAUCUGGAGUACUUUUUGUCACAGAAAGAAUAGACCGGGAGGAGCUUUGUCCUAAAUUGGCGAGGUGUUCUUUAAACAUCGAGGCCGUAUUGAGCAACCCUCGCAGCCUCCAUCGAAUUGAAGUUUUGAUAAAUGAUAUUAAUGAUAAUGCUCCCCUUUUUCUCGAAGAAGUAAUCGCAAUUGAUAUAUCUGAAGCGUCAUAUGUUGGGGAGAGACAUCCACUCCCAGUUGCUCAUGAUGAGGAUGUGGGGUCUAAUUCAGUAAAGACAUAUAAAAUAAACCAAAAUGAGUAUUUCUCAUUGGAUAUACAGAGCGCUGGUGACCAGAGUGUCUUUGCUGAGUUAGUGCUGCAGAAAGCAUUAGAUCGAGAAAAAGAGCCUGUUAUUGAUUUGAUUCUGACUGCAACGGAUGGAGGGAAACCCCCUAAAACAGGGACUUUGCAGAUAAAAGUGAAUGUUCUGGACGUAAACGACAAUUCACCACUCUUCAGUAAGUCUCUUUACAAAAUACAAGUGACUGAAAAUGCGAACAUUGGCACAUCUUUGUUAACACUGUCUGCCUCUGAUCUAGACGAAGGCGUUAAUGGUCAGAUUGUUUACACUUUUACAGAGAGGACGCAUUUUAACCCUGAAGAAAUGUUUUUCAUUGAUAACAACAGUGGAGAGCUCACAGUUAAAGGCAGCAUUGAUUUUGAGGAAAACCAAGCAUUUGAAAUUCGUGUUCAAGCACGAGACAAAGGAACUCCUCCCCGCAGUGCACAUAGCAAAGUUUUAGUCCAAGUGGUUGAUGUCAACGACAAUGCUCCGGAAAUAUUAGUGUCAUCUUUAAUGAGCCCAAUAAAGGAAGACGCUGAAAAGGGCACAGCUGUUGCGACGGUCACGGUCACGGAUAGAGAUGGAGGCAAAAACGGCCAAAUAAACUGUAAGAUAAUAAGUUCUGUUCCAUUUAAGUUAAAAUCCAACUAUAAAAAUUAUUAUUCAUUGUUGGUUGAUGGACCUCUCGACAGAGAAAAUAUUUCCAAAUAUGACAUAUCCAUUGCAGCAACAGAUGAGGGAUCACCUGCACUCUCGAGCACAGCCGUGAUUGUUGUUCAGGUUUCUGAUGUAAAUGACAAUCCGCCUCGAUUCACUGAUUCUCUGAUUAACGUGUUUGUAAAGGAGAACAUUCCAACUGGAACAACAAUCCAUAAACUAACCACAUUUGAUUCAGAUUCAGAUGAGAAUGCAAAAUCAACGUACAGUUUAAUUAAUUAUCCUAAAAAUGCGCAGAUUAGUUCAAUGGUGACAAUUAACUCGGAUACAGGAGAAAUCAUCAGCCUGCAGUCAUUUAACUACGAAGAAUUAAAAACGUUUCAGUUUAAAGUUCAGGCCACAGACUCUGGUGUUCCUCCGCUCAGCAGCAACGUGACUGUUAAUGUUUUAAUCCUGGAUGAAAAUGAUAAUAAUCCAACCAUUUUAGUUCCUUACUCUGAGCACAGUUCUGUUAACAGUGAGACCAUCCCUUAUUCUGCUGAAGCAGGAUACUUUGUAGCAAAGAUAAGGGCUGUGGACGCAGACUCUGGAUACAAUGCGCUGCUUUCUUAUCACCUGACUGAGCCCAAAGGAAACAACCUGUUCAGGAUUGGAACCAGCACCGGGGAAAUCAGGACUAAGAGGAGAAUGAGCGACAGCGACCUGAAAACGCACCCCUUGGUGGUGCUGGUUUCUGAUAACGGAGAACCUUCCCUGUCAGCUACGGUGUCUAUUGAGGUGAUGGUGGUUGAAAGCACAGCUGACGUCCAGACUCAGUUCAGACAUGUUCCUAUAAAGGAGGACAGCUUCUCUGACUUGAACUUGUAUCUGCUGAUUGCCAUCGUGACGGUGUCUGUGAUCUUCCUGCUGAGUCUCAUCAGUUUAAUAGCUGUCAGAUGCCACAGGACAGACGGCACUUUCAGCAGGUACAGCGCCCCCAUGAUCACCACCCACCCUGACGGGAGCUGGUCUUACUCUAAAGCUACCCAGCAGUAUGACGUGUGUUUCAGCUCAGACACACUGAAGAGUGAUGUAGUGGUUUUCCCCGCACCGUUUCCACCUGCAGAUGCUGAACUGAUCAGUAUUAAUGGAGGAGACACUUUUACCAGAACUCAGACUUUACCCAACAAAGAGAAGGUAGGUGACCAAUGGGAAUUAGGGUUUAUAUUUUGGUUGUUAGACCUACAAGAUAGAAAACUUAAACCGUGAUUGAUAAUUUGUCAGAAUAAAAAAAGGAGAUUGACAUUUUAUGACUAUCAACAGCCAUACAAAACUCAGUACAGCAUGUCCCGUUUAAAACUUUUUGC
This is a messenger RNA of Fundulus heteroclitus (mummichog), 2744 nucleotides long. Its product is annotated as protocadherin alpha-8-like. NCBI's taxonomy places the organism in Eukaryota, Metazoa, Chordata, Actinopteri, Cyprinodontiformes, Fundulidae. Gene Ontology annotation, cellular component: plasma membrane. The transcript has a single exon. Gene Ontology annotation, molecular function: calcium ion binding. Bases 199 to 2646 code for a protein of 815 amino acids. Gene Ontology annotation, biological process: homophilic cell-cell adhesion. The record is from RefSeq and is a predicted model, not a curated record.